Molecule: messenger RNA, 1173 nt
Organism: Rotaria sordida
Lineage: Eukaryota; Metazoa; Rotifera; Eurotatoria; Philodinida; Philodinidae
Source: the annotation of a GenBank genome assembly
AUGAGCGUAGGAAAAGGCGUUGCAUUAGUUGCAACAUUAAUAUAUAAACAUUAUGCUCAUACAAAAUAUAAUAGAAAUUAUAUUCAAUCGGUUGAUAAAUUUGAAGAUUUAACUGUACAAAUACUUGAAAAACUUUAUGAAGCAAAUCCACACGCAUGUUUAAAAUCAAUUAUACGACAAAUACCAUCUUAUGCUGAUGCUAAAGAAUUUAUUGUUCAUCGAGCUGUACAAGAUCUAUUUAAUGAUAUUUGGUUUGGAUAUAUUAAAGAAUCAGUAUCUUAUUUAAAAAUCUUUUUUUCUACAUUUAUAUUAUGUACAAAAGCAUCAUCAGCACGAAACGCUGUUACAAUUUAUUUUAAAUCAUACUGGAAUAAAUUAGAUGUUGUGGCUAUAAUUCUAUUUUUCGUGGGUAUUGUAUUUCGAUAUAUUUCAAUAUCAGAAUGCUUUUGUGCAGGACAGAUUGUUAUAUCAUUUGAUUUAUCUAUUUGGUUUAUACGUACAUUGGAUAUGUUUACUGCUGUAAAACUACUUGGGCCUAAACUUGUUAUGAUUGGUGAAAUGGUACAUGAUUUAAAAUUUUUCAUGUUAAUGUUCUUUGUAUUUAUACUGGCAUUUGGUGUUCAAGAAUUUACUUGGUAUUUACCAUGUAAAAUUAUAAAUUUUGCUUAUUGGCAUAUAUUUGGUGAAAUAAAAGGUUUAGAAAUAUUCGAAGAAAAUUUUAAAGCAAAUGGUUAUACAGCGUUUAUCUUAUUGCUUGGUUAUAUGACUAUUGUUAGUAUACUCUUAUUCAAUCUACUUAUUGCUAUGUUCAGUAAUACUUUCGAUCGUCUUCAAAGCAAUGCAGAUCGUAUUUGGAAAUUUCAACGAUAUUCAUUAGUGUGUGAAUAUUUAUCACGUCCAUCGUUUCCAUCACCUUUCAUUUUCUUGUCUCAUUUUGGACGAUUAACUUUGUAUACAUUAACUAAAUGUUAUAAAAAGAGUCAAGCUCUUAUGUGCAAUUAUCUUGAACACUUGAUAGAUGAUUCAAAAACCAACAAUGGUAAACGUAUCAAACUACCUGAACGACAUCGUUUAGAUUCUGAACGAUCAUUUGAGGAAAUGAAGCACAAUAUUAAUAAAUCACGACAAACGUAUCAACGAGAAUCAUUGUUUGAUGAUGAUCGUAUUCAUUAA